UGUUGUGUUACGUUUUUUUCGUUAUCUGUCAUAACUUGAAUAUUAGAAAUUUCAUAAAGCGAAAGUACUCAAUGGACAGCAAAUAUGAAGCACUGCCAACAGUGCCCUCUGCAGCUGUUUUCCACGACAAUGGAAGCCUAUUUAGGCAUAAAAACGCUGGGGCCGUUAGAAAGCAGAAAUUGUUGAAAUGGAUUGGCAUUCUCUUUAUUGUGCUGACAGUCUUUGGAUGCGCAUUUUAUCGGAUUGUUGCAGAAACCAAGCAUUCAGCUAAUUUACUACAACAGAAUGUCUUCCAUCUUUUGUCUACAAGAAAUUCUGCAAAAAUCUAUAUGUGGGAUGUCUCUGGUGCAAAUGUAACACUGCUCCUGCAGAAUCAAGUGACUUUCUCUGAAGAUGUUGGAAACCCAGUUUCAUGUGACAACAGUUCUUUUGAUCUGUGUCUGAAAUGGGAAAAAGAAGGCAGCAAGCUUCCAAAUGCAAAAUUAACUUUAAGGCAGUUCCAGAUAAGUGAGGGUGUUGAAUGCCAUAAAUUAAAUGUGUCUGCUGCUUGGAAUGCAGAUAUAACAUCUUGUGUGUCCAUAACAGGAGAGCAUCUGUAUGGUGGUCCAGUUUUGAAACAAUCUCAGUACUGGCCCAGUGAGAAAAAUGAAAUGCAGAAUGUGCCACGUGCCACUGGACAGGGCACAAUUAAUGGAGUUGCAGAAUCAUUCUGGAUAACAUCUGGAGGAAAAGUUUUUUAUGUUCCUCGUGAUGUUCCAUUGUUUAUCUCCCAAGACAGUCGCCAACUUUGUUUUCGAAGCAAACUUGCAUCACCCUACCUCCGAGAUACUGAAACCACUGUUAAUAUGAAACUUUAUUACUGCCAGAGCAAUGAUGCACAGAAGCUGCACAGGGCAACAGUUAAACGUUUCUUGGGGCUUCCAUCAGGCAUUCCAGACAAAGAAAUGAUACAAAACCCAGUGUGGUCUACUUGGGCCAGAUACAAGAGAGAAAUAAAUGCCACAGUUGUAACAGACUUUGCUGCUCAGAUAGCAGAGUAUGGGUUCAACAGGAGCCAUUUAGAAGUUGAUGAUCGGUGGGAAAGUUGCUAUGGUGAUUUUAAAUUUAAUGAAGGAUUCCCAGAUCCUGGACAGUUUAUUCAAGACCUCAACAAUAAAGGUUUUAGAGUUACCUUAUGGGCUCAUCCAUUUGUCAGUACUGUAUGUUCAGCAUAUUCUGAAGCAAAGUCAAGGAACUAUCUUGUGAAAAAUCUGGAUCAAAGUUGGGACAGAACUGUAUGGUGGAAUGGAAUUGCUGGUCUUGUAGAUUUCACAAAUCGUAAUGCAACAUCUUGGUGGAAUGGGAAACUAACAGCUUUAAGAGACAACUAUGGAAUUGAUGGUUUCAAAUUUGAUGCUGGUGAAACUUCUUACAUGCCUGGAUCUCCAGAAGUUGGACACCUUCAGUCUCCUAUAAGACUGCAGCCAAAUAUUUUCACUUCACAGUAUGUGGAAAAUGCAGCGUCACUUAGUAGAAAUGAAUUGAUGACUGAAUUCAGAGUAAUGUACAUGAAUCAAGGCCUGCCAGUGUUCUUGCGAAUGUCAGAUAAAGAAUCUACCUGGGGUUAUGAAAAUGGCUUGAAGUCUUUAAUACCAACCUUAUUAUCACUCAAUAUUGUUGGGUAUUCAUUUGUUCUGCCUGAUAUGAUUGGAGGAAAUGGAUAUAGUACUAAACCAAGCAAAGAACUUUUCAUACGCUGGUUGCAGGCGUCUACCUUCAUGCCUUCUCUUCAGUUUUCGUACACUCCUUGGGAUUACGAUGACGAAACAGUAGAAAUUGCCAAGAAGUUUACUAGCCUUCAUGCAGAGUAUGGAAAUAUGAUCAUUGAUUUAGCAGAACAGAAGGUUACGAAUGGAACACCUAUUAAUUUGCCAAUCUGGUGGCUUAAUCCUGCUGACACAACUGCACUUGGAAUAGACUCAGAAUAUCUAUUGGGUGAGAAUUUGCUUGUGGCACCAAUACUAGAAGAAGGAGCAACAAGCAGAGACAUAUAUUUACCUGUUGGAACGUGGGAACAGAAAGUGAGAAGUGAUGCAACAACUGUUAUUACUGGCCCUGCAUGGAUCAAAGGUUAUAGAGUUGAACUUGAUGAGUUAGCGUAUUUUGUACGCGUGUCAUGAAUAAGUUCAUACAGUUGUAAAAAUAUUUAAAUUCGUAUGCAAUGUAUUAAUCGUUCAUGUAUUUGGAGAGUUAUGAGCCAUAGUAGCGCAAACAGCCACAUGAAAUGUGUAACACUUAUUGUCAGGCAUUCAUGAAGUUGUAUGUUCUGAAGAUAAGUAAGAAGAGAUGAAGAUCUUUUCUGUAAAGUGAAUUCUCUGGUUCAGUUAUAUGAACCUAUGAUGUCGUUUAGCCUGUCUGUAGCCCAGAAUUUUGGUCACGUUGUCUCUCUUUAACGUAACUUUUUAGUUUCAUAUUUUUAAUUUUCGGAGUAUAAUUUUAUAAAUUGCUGAUUCUCAUCAAAAGUUGAAGUGUUUGUCAUGCAUUGUGUUAAAUAUUUCAUGGUGUUACACUUUCAGUGCUCUCUUAUAUGCUUUUAUUUUGUGAGUUGAAACUUGUGUGCAUAUUUAUACACUGUGGAAUGCAAAGGCUGUGAAACUUGGUGUUAUACUGUAUACAUAGUUAUUGUGUUACUAAGUUUGUAUACUGAUAUUAAUGUCUGAAUUAUUAAACCUGCGUUUCAAGUUUG
This is a messenger RNA of Schistocerca nitens (vagrant locust), 2725 nucleotides long. RefSeq names its product myogenesis-regulating glycosidase-like. Gene Ontology annotation, biological process: carbohydrate metabolic process. The coding region runs from base 72 to 2159 and encodes 695 amino acids. The record is from RefSeq and is a predicted model, not a curated record. The transcript has 5 exons. Lineage: Eukaryota; Metazoa; Arthropoda; Insecta; Orthoptera; Acrididae. Gene Ontology annotation, molecular function: hydrolase activity, hydrolyzing O-glycosyl compounds.